Molecule: messenger RNA, 2769 nt
Organism: Fonsecaea nubica
Lineage: Eukaryota; Fungi; Ascomycota; Eurotiomycetes; Chaetothyriales; Herpotrichiellaceae
Exons: 6
Coding region: 1-2769 (922 amino acids)
Biological process (GO): attachment of GPI anchor to protein
Cellular component (GO): GPI-anchor transamidase complex; membrane
Molecular function (GO): serine-type endopeptidase activity
Source: RefSeq, a predicted model, not a curated record
AUGGCAGUACCUCGAGUGGUGCCUCGAAUAACGACCAACAGCCUCCCUCUACCCACCCGAUUAAUCCAGCCGUCACGUAUACGAUCCUACGUUCUACGUCUCCCUCUCUUUACCCGCCUGAUCCUCGUCGCUAUUGUGGCGUUCUGGAUACUCGAACUGCAAACCGUCUGGAGCGUGAUAAAAUGGGGCUCACUGGAACCCAAAGAAAUCAAUCUGGGGAGCAUGUACAGGCUGAACACCUUUGUCUUGAUACACACGGGGUUCUGGCACAUGUUGAUCAAUACCAUCUGCCUGAUGCCUCUGCUCGAGAGGUUCGAAGCUGAAUUUGGCACGCUGAACAGCAUUGCGUUAUUCAUGGGUCCGUUGGGCCAGAUACCUGCGGUUUUAUAUUUGAUAAUGGACGGCGUUAUCCUCAGAGACAAUACGCCAGUUCUCGGAUCAAGUAUAUGGGUGUUCCUUCUUCUUGCGGCCGAGGCCAUCAAAACAUAUCGGGCAAAUCCAUAUCUUGAGAUCGGAGACCAAAAGAUACCAACUUGGAUAUCACCACUAGUAAUACUGGUCGUGACAUCUAUACUGAUUCCCAGCGCUUCCUUCCUUGGACAUCUCAGUGGAUGUAUAACGGGAUAUCUGUGGGGCUUGGGCUAUAUUCGUUUCCUCGCACCUCCGGAGAAAGUCCUUCGCUGGAUCGAAGGAAAACUCAAUCUACUUGGACGAUUACCGCAUUAUGUGUCUGUGGACCAGAAGACGAGCGGCUUUACAGGAAACCUCGCCUCAAGUCUCCGCAAGGACGACCCCCGACUGCUGCGAAUCCCACCGUAUUUGUCCCUGCUGUGCAUGCUCGUCGGCAUUGCAUGGAUCCUGCCCUUGCCUUUACAUGAGUACUCUCGACAGACGUACAUCUCAGAAAAUGCCCUCCUUCCCGGCCAGGUCCACACUUACUUCGGCGGUAGCGAGCAAAAUGUUUUCCGCGCAUAUCGAUACGAGUUGGCUACGGUUCUGGAGGGUGGUGUGAAGGCUGCUGGCAACGAGACCUUGGACAAAGCAGAGCAGAGAGCUUGGGAGGCUCGUACCAGUGAAAAGAUAGGAGAGCUCUUCCGAAACGCGGGCCUGAAGACCGCAAAGCAACGGUAUUCUUAUACGUCGUCUGGCCAGUCUUACGACGGAGAGAAUGUCUAUGCCGUUCUGCACGCGCCGCGCGGUGACGGAACCGAAGCAAUUGUGCUUGUUGCGCCGCUCCGAAACAUCGAUGGUGUCCCCAACGUGAAUGGUGUUCCGCUAUUGAUUUCUCUGUCGCGGUAUUUCAAACGAUGGUCACUGUGGUCCAAGGACAUCAUAUUCCUGGUCACACCGGACAGUACCGCAGGGCCUCAAGCCUGGAUCGAUGCGUAUCAUUCUACCCAUGAUCCGUACAAGGUGGAAGACCUGUCGCUGAAAUCUGGUGCACUUCAGGCUGCUGUCUGUAUCGACUAUCCUUUCGAACAUCGCUUCGAGACCCUUCAUAUUGCAUACGACGGCAUUAACGGCGCUCUACCCAACCUCGAUCUUUUCAAUACCGCCGUAUCUAUCGCAUCGGGGCAGAUGGGGAUUGGAACCUCUAUACAAUUUCAACACACCUACAGCAAUCAUGAGCAGUAUAACUCGUACCCUGUCCGCCUCCAAACUCUCGUCCGCGGAAUGUCAACACAGGCCCUCGGCCAUGCAACUGGUCCCCAUUCUACCUUUAUGACGUAUCAUAUUGAUGCUAUCACCUUGACAGCGACGAAUGAGGGCUGGCAGGACGAGAUGGCGUUUGGGAGGACCAUCGAAAGCAUCUGCCGAAGUCUCAACAAUCUACUUGAGAAACUGCACCAGAGCUUCUUCUUCUACUUGCUGAUGCAGUCAAAUCGAUUCGUCAGCAUCGGAACGUAUCUGCCGGGUGCGAUGAUCAUGGCGGCCGCUUAUACGACCAUGGCAAUCUACCUUUGGAUAUUGAGUGGCUAUCAAGUUACUGAGAAAGAAGCAGAGCCGGUGGCGGGCAAGUUGGAAAACGGGACAACAGAGAAGACAGGUUUUUCGGAACCACGAGCAUCAGUGACGAAGGGGUCCCAGCCCAAAAUCGAAUUCAAACCAGUCGACCGACAACUCGUCCUACCAAUCGCCCUCCUAACAGCGAUACACCUGGCGUCUCUUCUCCCACUAUACCUCCUUACUUCGCUGAGCCUCAAAGCCAUACCCUCAACAAUUUUUCUCAUUACGGUUGCUCUGGUUGUGCUCCCUAUCGUCCUAGCAUCAGCGCUUGCUGAAAUGCCCAACAACACCACCUUACCUGCCUUUUCAGCGCCUACCGACGAGCAGUACGUUCUAACCAAAUCACUAAGCCUUUUAUUGCUUGGGCUGUCUUUGACGGUCCUCGCAACCCUGAACUUUAGCCUCAGCAUGUUUCUGGGUAUUGUUUGCAUACCACUGGCCUUUGUGGACAGAACUCGCUCCAGGGCAGGACUGUCACUUUUCCAGUAUUUGAUACUUGUUGUCAUGAGUCCUAUGGGACUGGCAAUAGGAUUGAGCGCAUAUGGUGUCUUUGUGCUGGGACGAGAUGAUGUUCUUGUCGAGUGGGUACAGCGGCUCGCCUUGGGUUGGAACAUCUGGGGCAGUUGGGGGGUCCCUGUGGGUGUUUUGUGUAUUUGGUUGCCUGCAUGGAUUGUGGGUGCGACUUUGGUGGCCAGCUCUUGGUUUACAACGACAGAGACGACACAAAGUCCGCCAAACGUCAAGAAGGUGUCAUCAAAAUAA